CUCGAGUCAGAUCCAUAUAGGCUGGAUGAAUCAAGACGAGGCCUCUCCUAUUCCGCAUUCCACCACUUUUACCAGGUAUUUACUCGGCACUAUCAUCUGCGUUACCCGGUUAGUGCUGUUGCAAGGGGAGAAAAGGCAAGAUGCCGAGAAGCAAGAAGAUGGAUUGAAAAGGUGACAGAAAACCCGACCCUCCCCUGCAUCUACAUACGGCGGCAUGGCCCUCGCCCAACACAACACACCAAACACAGCAGGCCAAGUCCAGCCCGCCCAUUGGCUCGAAUCUACCCUCCAGAUCGAAGCCUGCCUGGCGACGGUGGCUUGUUCGCGAUCACCAGAUACCGCCCAUAUGCACGGAGUGCAAGGAAUCUAAAAAGGGUUACCAUCCAGCCCUUCAUCUAUGUACCCUCCCACCCGCGCGGCGCACUUUCCGGCUUGUCGCGAACUGAGAGCGCCCGUCUCUCCAUCAUGCUCCGGUUGCAUAUUAAAUUCCUCAUCCUCCCAGAUUUGGAGCCAGCGGCCGGUAAACCUAGCCGAGGGGGGCACUCGAGACCCUCUUCUUUUUUGAAUCCAGGGUCGCUCGCUAGAAGUGGGGGUUCCAAG
Messenger RNA from Trichoderma atroviride IMI 206040, 600 nucleotides. NCBI's taxonomy places the organism in Eukaryota, Fungi, Ascomycota, Sordariomycetes, Hypocreales, Hypocreaceae. The record is from RefSeq and is a predicted model, not a curated record.